GAGAAGAGCUGUUUGACUUCAACAUCUGCAAAAAACUACACGCCUUAAGAGACUUUACUGUGGUGAGAGACGUAAACAAACAGGAUGAAGUGGAAACCUAAGUGCUUUUUCCUUUACGCCAUGUUCCUGUGCGUGUUCGGCGCCGGAUCCAACGACGUGAUCACGGAAAACCCAAAUAAAAGCCCAGACGAGGACGACACUUCCAUCCAAGAGCUGCACCCCCCGUCCGCCCAGACCACCGCCCAGACCACGCGAGAAACCAACUUCUUACGCGACCUGGACACGCAGCCCGAAGACUCCACCACCCCCAGCGCUCCUCGGCCCACCACCGUCUCCCGCGAGACGUUCAAGACCACCGACGCCUCCACCUCUGCUCCUCCGGCGACGACGCAGCCCCCGAGAGCGGCGGAGAGGUUCCCCGCGGACUUGUUCUCGGUGGAGGAGCUGAGGAGAGGCUGGGUGCUUUUACACGUCGCCGGGAUCGUCUACGUGUUCGCGUCCCUGGUGAUUCUUCUGCGGGAGUUUUUCGUCCCUGCGCUCGGAGUGAUCGCAGAUGUUUUCGGCUUAUCUCAGAGCGUGGCGGGGGCGACCGUCGUGGCGGCCGCCUGUUCCACCCCCAGAUUCUUUGCGUUCUUCGCGGGGCUCUUCCUGACGGGGGAGAAGCCGGGGGUGGACGCCAUCGUGGGCUCGGCCGUCUUCAACGUCUUGUUCGUGACGGGGACGUGCGCUCUGUUUUCUCGUGAGGCGCUCCGCUUGACCUGGUGGCCGCUCUUCAGGGACGUGUCCUUCUACGUGCUGGACCUGAUCCUCCUCGUGCUCUUCCUCCUGGACGGCGUGAUCCUGUGGUGGGAGAGUCUGAUGCUGGUGGGCGGCUACUGUCUGUACGUGGUCUUCAUGAAGUACAACGUGCAGAUCGAGAGGUUUCGUGAAGGGCCUCCUGCACAGACACAGAGGAACGGUGAUCGCCAUGAACGAGCACGGAAAGGUUUAAACUCGUGUCUUGUGCAGGAGGCGGUGGGCGACGGCUCAGACGAAGCUUCUCGAAACCACACUGGGAGCCACAAAGACGUGAGGCGCUCGGGCUCUGAGCCGGAGGAGCCGGUCGAGACCGGAGCCGAGGUCCCGGAGGAGCUCCGACCUCUGACCCUGCGCUGCCCCGCGACCCGCUGCGCCCGCCUGCUGCACCUGCUGCACCUGCCGCCACUGCUCCCUCUGUGGAUCACCCUGCCCGACGUCCGCAAACAGGAUUCCCGGAGGUUCGUGGUUCUGUCUCUGCUCGGGUCCCUGGUCUGGAUGAGCCUCUUCCUGUACCUGAUCCAGUGGUGGACUCAUAAGGUGGCAGAGACCGUGUUCGUCCCGGAUCACGUCCUGGAGCAGGCGAGCGCUCAGGUGAACCUCCCCGUGCUCCUCACGGCUCUGAUCACGACUCGCCGCGGUCUGGGCGCCAUGGCGACCUCCAUCGCUUUAGGGAGCAACAUCUACGAGGUCACGCUGGGACUGCCCGUGUCCUGGCUGCUCUUCUCUGCCGUCCACGGCUGGACCGUCCUGGACGUCAGCAGCUCUGGACUCGCCUGUUUCGUCUCGUUGUUUUUCUUGGCGCUCGUCUUUUUGAUCAUUUCUUUUGCUUCUUGUAAACUGAGGAUGAGGAGGAUGUCGGGCUUCGUCCUCGUGCUGCUUUACUGUCUCAUGUUUCUACUGAGUGUGAUGCUCAAACACCACGGGGUUUUCAGGUCGUACUGUCAGGACCUCAGCGCCUGACGCUCCCGUCCGCUCCCGUCUGUCUCCACUUUAAAACCUUUUUUAUCAUUCUGAUCACUUCAAGAGUUUCCAUAGAAACAGUUUAAUUGAAUUUGGCCAACGUCCUGUGCACAUGAGGAACGGGAUAAAGAACGAGUUCACAUCAGGACGAGAUUUUCAAAAUAAAACACACAAUAAAACACGUCCCUGGUUUGUGGAGGUUGGUCAUAAUAAAACAUAA
Messenger RNA from Boleophthalmus pectinirostris (great blue-spotted mudskipper), 1978 nucleotides. Its product is annotated as sodium/potassium/calcium exchanger 1-like. The coding region runs from base 85 to 1758 and encodes 557 amino acids. Gene Ontology annotation, cellular component: membrane. Gene Ontology annotation, molecular function: calcium channel activity; calcium, potassium:sodium antiporter activity. The record is from RefSeq and is a predicted model, not a curated record. Gene Ontology annotation, biological process: long-term synaptic potentiation; calcium ion transmembrane transport; intracellular calcium ion homeostasis. The transcript is spliced from 6 exons. Lineage: Eukaryota; Metazoa; Chordata; Actinopteri; Gobiiformes; Gobiidae.